Molecule: messenger RNA, 2706 nt
Organism: Plasmodium berghei ANKA
Lineage: Eukaryota; Apicomplexa; Aconoidasida; Haemosporida; Plasmodiidae
Product: kelch domain-containing protein, putative
Exons: 1
Coding region: 1-2706 (901 amino acids)
Cellular component (GO): cytoplasm
Molecular function (GO): protein binding; chromatin binding
Source: RefSeq, a predicted model, not a curated record
AUGAAUAUAAUAAAUUAUUUGUAUAGCAAAAGCAAGAAUAUAUAUAAUCGAAAUAUUAAUGCAUAUAAUUAUAAUAAUAUUGAAAAUGAAAAUUUGAUUAGCCAUUUCAGUGAUAAUAAUAAUAAUAAUUAUAGUAACAAUAGUCAUUCAUCAAAAUCAUCAGCACACACUUUAAUAGUAAAUGACAGGAAUAUUGAUAGAUAUGUCAAAAAAAAAAAUGAACAUGCGGAGGAUAGUCAGGAAGAAUAUAAUGAAAAGAGAGAAACAAUGGCUAGCUACCUGAACAAAUCAGGAAAUAUUAAAGAUUCGAAAAAAAAAAAAUAUAUCAUUAAUAGUAUUAGGAAUAAUAGCAAGCUAUAUAUCCGUGAUAGUAAUAUUAGUAAUGACAGGAAUAAUAAUAAAAUUUUGCAACAUAAUAGUGGAAUUGGGAUAAUGAACUUGAAUAUAGAAAAUAGUAAAUUAUGUUACGAAUUUAAUAUAUAUAAUAUAGGAUUUGAUAAAAAGGUUUAUAAAAAUCGGUGUGAUGGUGUUUGUGUGCUAAAUGAUAACAUAUAUAUUUUUGAUAAAAUAAAAAAGUGUAUUUAUUUAUACACACCAUAUAAUAAUGUAUGGUACAUAUUUUUAGAUAUAUAUGAAGAAAUAUCAAUAAAAAAAAAUAACAUUGAUAUUCCAAAUAUGUAUGAUAUGAAAAAUAAAAGUGAAAAGCAAUAUGUAUUACAUAAAUAUGUAAAUAAUAUUUCUUUUUUAAAUUAUACGGAUAUGGUUUAUUUAAAUGAUUAUUUAUUUAUUAUAAGUAGCAAUUCACAAUUUAUGAAUAUAUGCAAAGUGAAUAUUAAUAAUAUGAAUACCCUUUUCGGGGUAAUAGUUAUAUCUAGUUAUGAAAAAAAAAAAUCAAAUAUUUCAGAUAUUAAUAAUAAUGAACAAAAAAGGAAAGAGCAAAUUAGGGAGUUUGCCAAAAAUAAUAAUGAUGUUAGUUCAGGAUCGUAUAACAAGCAAUGUGUAAAAAAUAAACAUGUGAAUUCAUUAGUUAAUAAAACUGAUGUAGAAGAGAGAUAUAAACCAGAAUUAAAUAUGUACAACUAUAACAUGGAAAAUGGUAAAAAUGAGGAUAUUGAUUAUUAUGAACAGGUUUAUAGCGAAGCAGAAAGGGAAAAGGAAGAAAUUUCAGAUGAAUAUAUAUAUGUAAAUGGGAUAUCUAAAUUUGAUGAAUUUUUUGGUGAUGAAAAAAAUGAAAAUUCAAAAAAACAAAUAAUAAAAGCACGAGAUUAUUUUUCACUUUGUAGCGUUAAUGAAAAAUUAUGUUCAUUAAUUUAUUUAUUCGGUGGUAAAGGAAAUACAAUUAAAGAAAAAAAUGAAUAUAUUGAUAUUAUAUAUAAUGAUUUAUAUGUAUAUGAUUUUUAUAUGAACAAAUGGAUAGAAUUACACGAAUGCAAAAGUGAGAAUAUUGAUGUUAAAUCUGAAAUAAACGAAGAAUAUUAUGAACAUGUUCAUGUGGAAAAUACCACUUUACAUGACCAUGUUAAUAAUAAUAAUUACGAAAACUUUAUUAAUUCAAAGGAAUGGCAUAAAUUAUACGAUUUUAAUGUAGAGAGUUACGAAUCAUUUAUACCUAGCGAAAAAAAAAAUAUAGGAAAAGAGGCGACAAAUAGUGAAAAUGAUCAGUUCCAUCUUUUUCCCCCCAUCGAUGAGGAUGUUAAAAAUGUUGAAAGUGUUGAAAAUGCGAAUAAAAAAGACAAGUUUAAUGUGUGUGAAAAAAAUAGUAAUAAUACUAACUCGCCAAUUAUUACAACUAUAAAAGAGUAUUAUUCUACUAAAGAUUUGGGGACAAAUAAAAAUGAACAUCACAUCGAUGAACAGCUAUUUACUGGCUUAGAAAUAAGCAAUAAUGUUUCAAAAAAAAAAAAAAAAAAAAUAGAAAAUACAGUUGAAAAAUAUAAUAAAAAUACCAGUAGCCAAGGUAAUGAUAAAGAUAAUUUGUAUAAUCUCAUUUUUGAUUCGGUAAGUAUAUUAAGUGAUGAAAAAAGUAAUCAUUGUUUAGGAAAUAGUAGCAAUGCAUAUCUUAGCCCAUUCAUUGAUAAUUCAAACAUAAAUGAAGAAGUGAAGAAUGAUAAUGAAAAGGUGAAAGGGAGUUGUAUUAAUUGUAGGAAAAAUGCAAAAUGCAAAUAUAUAUGUGAAAUGAUAAAAAAAAAUAUAAAAAUGAAAAAGUUGAAAUGGCUAGGUAGAAGGGCAGGUCAUACAUGUAAUUAUUAUAAAAAUAAUUUAUAUAUAUUUGGUGGAAUAAAUUAUUAUAGUUUUAAUAAAAAUAAAAUAAAUUUAAAUUUUUGUAAUAAUUUAUAUUUAUAUAAUAUUGAAACAAAUGCAUGUUUUGAAAUUCUAGGUAAAGGAAAUAUACCAGAAAAAAGAUAUAGGCAUAGUAGUAUUAUCAUAAAUGAUUAUAUGUUUAUAUUAGGAGGGGAAUGCAAAAAUUCAACAUUACCAAAAAACGAUUUAUUUUUUUAUAAUUUUGAAAAUUCUGUGUGGUCUGAAAUUAUUAUUAAUUCUACAAUUGGAUCACAUGCAUUAUAUAAGUCUAUAUGGUUAGAAAAUUUUGGUUCUAUUUAUAUGUUUGGUGCAUCUAUUUUAAGAUUAACAAAAAAGAAUUUUCAAUAUACCCCUCCAUACAAAAGUAACAGAAGCAAAGAAAAAAUUGUGAACAAAAAAAAAUAA